UUUUAAAAGGAUCGCCGAGUUUCGCGCUUUCUCUGCUUAAGGCCAGUCUCGUAAAAGUGUACGCUCCUCGAUAGAGAAAGAAAGAAGAAUGAUAUGAGUCUGGGAAAAGGAAGAUAUGCAUAUUUAUAUGAACGAAGAAAAAGUAAACUGAUACUGAAGAUAAUCGAACGUCUAAGGUCAGAACAAUCGCACAUUGUAGCACAAGUUCGUUCGUUCGUUCCAAUGAAGAAAUAUUGCUGUCAAUAUUGCUCGUUAUCUGUAGACCGAUAACAAAAAAGCAAACAAAUAAAAUGAUCGAUUUUUCGCGCGGUAAAAGUCGAUCAUACAAUACAAAUAUCGUUCGUUCUUCUGAAGGAAUUCCCUAACGAGAAAAUUAUUAUGAUGCCGGGCAUUUCCAACGUUCAGGAAAUACGUAAGUACGUUGAAGAUCGCAUAGUAGGUUGAGGAAAAGAAGUGGGAUAUAAAAAGAGAGAAAGACGAGUCGUUCGAAAGGAUAUAGCCGAUGGAAGUAUGACGAACGUCGACGCCUCGACUUCUUGGUGGGGUUUAUAGAAAACUCUACCAUCUCUCCGUACGCCCGGAAUCGUCAUUGUACUCUCAGUUCCGUUUAAAACGGUAGAGAGAACGGUACAUCAUACUCUUUUGUCGUUUUUAGAACAAAAUCUUCUAAUAAUCUUUCUUCGCGUGAUAACGUGAUAAAGAACUAAAACGAGCAAUGUCCUUCGAAUCGGCGAUGCCAUUAUUAUUUUUCUUAACAUUGAUCGGUGGGAUCAUGGCGCAAUGUUUGACGGGAGAUGACAAUCCCAUUAUGAUGAAUCCACGUUCGAAAACGAUGCUCGACGAAGGUCGUUACGAAUUUGCCAUAGAUGCCUUAAAGAAGGCCGCUGAAAUACAAACUAGCGACAAUAUAUUCUUCAGCCCGGAUAGCAUUCACAGCGCUUUGACUUUAGCGUAUUUCGGUGCCCGUGGCAACACGGAGACGUCCUUGAAAAAAGCUUUGCAUAUUCCAGACGAUUUAUCGAAGAUCGACGUGAUGAGAUACUACGCUUUCGAGAAAUCUAUUAAACAAAAAAAAGAGAAUAAUGGGUCAGCCAAUUACGAGUACAAGUCCGCCAACCGGCUUUGGGUAACGGAUGCGAGAAAGUUGCGCGAUUGCAUGCUCGAUUUGUUCAGUGAUCAGUUGGUCAAGAUUGACUUUAAAAGCAAUCCAUUGGCCGUACGAAAUAGUAUAAAUGAUUGGGUCAGCAACACCACGAGGGGUCAUAUUCGUGAUUUAUUGCCAGAAGAUAGUAUCACAGAAGAUACGGAUCUCGUCUUGGCUAAUGCCGUUUACUUCAAGGGUCUCUGGCAAAGUCGUUUCGAUCCAGCAAAUUCGAAAAGAGAUAUCUUUUACGCGCCUGGCUCCCAAAAUUCCGUAAUCACGUUCAUGCGCCAGAAAAAGACAUUCAAUCACGUCGUCUCGGAGGAAUUGGGUGCUCACAUUCUUGAACUUCCAUAUAAAGGUCAAGAAAUCUCUAUGUUCAUCCUGUUACCGCCUUUCGCAGCAGCCAGAUUUUUGAACGACGGAGCGAAUCGAAACCAAGGAGACGGAGGUAUCAAGAACGUUCUUCGACACAUCUCUACUGAGGCUGGUGCGACGGAAUUAAGAAUACUUCUUGACGAUGGAAUGCCAUCGAGACAGGUCGAAGUCUCUUUACCGCGAUUCGAAUUGGAAAGAGAGUUACCUUUGGUACCGCUUCUUCGUUCUCUCGGUGCUGGUGACUUAGUCACACCUGAUGCGGCUGAUUUGCGAGAUUUCUUAGCCGACGGUGAGAAACCACUUCAUUUGGGAGACGCUGUUCAUAGGGCUAAAAUCGAGGUCACUGAAGAGGGUACGACAGCAGCAGCAGCCACGGCACUCUUUAGUUUCCGUUCGAGCAGACCGUCCGAACCGGCUGUCUUUAAUGCUAAUCAUCCCUUUAUAUAUUUCAUCUAUGACAAACCAACGCACAGUAUAUUAUUCUGCGGUAUUUAUCGUACACCCGGCGCACCGGCUUCAUCGAUACCUGCUUAAUGAUCUUACCUAGGAGAUAAACAUCCUUCUAAAGUACGUGAUUCCUCAUUCUUCGUACUAAAUAAUCGGAGCGAUUGCGCGGUUGGCAUUAGUCGUCCGUGCUCGUAAAUCAGCUGUGUUUACUUUUUAGAACGAUCGCUAGCAGGGGAUUAAUAAGAAAGCCGAUAAAAGAGUAAAUGGAUUAAUGAAUGGACGAAUGAAUGAUAAUGCCUCGAAUACUUGAGAGUGCCUGUUUGAAUCUAUGAAUGGAUACGUGAUAUUAAAAAUUUCAUAAUGUUUAUAAGUUUUGCUUUCGACCAAAGGUAAGCACAAAAAUGAACAAAUUACAGAUUCAAUUUAUUACAUAGAUAUAUAUUUAAUUUGUCUUUUAUGAUAAAAUAUGACAAUUGGUUAAGGAAGAAUCCAUGACUAAAAUAUUUACAAAAAGUCACUUUGUAAAAUUAUAUCUAGGUAGAAAGAGAUGUAUUCAUUGUUUUCAUUGGAUAUAUUUCUGUUUUUUUAUAACUUAUAGAGAUUACGGAUAUUGUUAGCACGUCAUAUUUAGUCGAUUAAAUUUGAAUGUGUACUUGUUACAAUCCCACUGAUUGAUUUCUAUUAACGAUAUUUUGAACAAUCAAACAAUACAUACAUGUAAUUUGUGUAUAUCUCUUUGCGAUGAGAGAAACUAUAUUUAUUUUGUUUAUAAUAUCUAUAAUACUUAUAACUAUUGUAUACUUUUUAUUGUUGCCUUUAA
Messenger RNA from Vespa crabro (European hornet), 2786 nucleotides. Its product is annotated as serine protease inhibitor 88Ea-like. NCBI's taxonomy places the organism in Eukaryota, Metazoa, Arthropoda, Insecta, Hymenoptera, Vespidae. The record is from RefSeq and is a predicted model, not a curated record. The transcript is spliced from 4 exons. Gene Ontology annotation, molecular function: serine-type endopeptidase inhibitor activity. The coding region runs from base 716 to 2053 and encodes 445 amino acids.